Messenger RNA from Carassius auratus (goldfish), 882 nucleotides. RefSeq lists its product as uncharacterized. The record is from RefSeq and is a predicted model, not a curated record. The transcript has 3 exons. Lineage: Eukaryota; Metazoa; Chordata; Actinopteri; Cypriniformes; Cyprinidae. Bases 277 to 882 code for a protein of 201 amino acids.
AUAAACCAGGACUAGGCUAAUUCUACUUAAAUUAAUCCACACUAAACAACUGACUUUCUGAGAUGUUGCUUAAGUUUGGAUUAACUAGUUCUAGACUACAGAGUCUCAGAUUAAGGUAAUCAAGGACAAGUGAGAUCAUCUUUUGGAAACCCGAUUAGAUUAAUGGCAUGCACAUGUGGCUAAGGAGAGGUUGCUAUAAAAACCUGGUAUGGAAUACUUGUAAUUCAUUAGUCUUAAGGAGUGUGUGGAACAGGAGUCAUUACACUUAACCAAAAAAUGGAUCAAGGCAGAAGAAAACGCUCAAAAAACUUCAGUGAAUUUGAGAAGACCCUUUUUAAACAAAUUGUAUCAAAUUAUCCUGUAAUUGAAAACAAACAGCAUGAUUCAGGUACAGAAAACAAGAAGAAGAAGGCAUGGAUUUCCAUAUUGAAUCAAUUCAACUCAAAUGAAAAAGUAACCAAACGGACACUCCAACAAGUUCAGGUCCUGUGGAAAAACAUAAAAAUAAACCUGAAAAAAACAACUGCUGCUACGCGUCAAGAGCGUUUCAAGACAGGCGGGGGACUCCCAGUUCCACCAGACACAAAGGAGUUGGGGGACUUGUUGGCUGGGAUUAUUGAAAGUCAGCAACCCCUGGAAGGUAUUCCAGAUGAUGACCAUUUGGACAGUUCAGAUGACCUGAUCUUGACACAGGACUUGGGGGGUGCAGGGAACAGUCAAGAUGCUCAAAUGAAUCCAGCAGCAGCCAGCACCAACAUGCAGCAGCAUCCAGUCUCCUGCAGUAGCAGUAGUCAGCAUCCAGCAGUCUCUAAUCCAGGCAGCAGGUCAAGAGGGAAAAGGAUGACCAUUCAUGAGAAACUUGCCAUAGAGUUAAAAUAUUAA